AAAAUCAAAACAUCCAAAAUUGAAGCUAUUCGCAAGUACCACUCACAACGUUCUAUUAACGUUCUACUGCCAACGUUCUACCAACAUUCUACUACCAACGUUUUACUACCAAUAUUCUCCUACCAAUACUCUUCUACCAACGUUCUACUACCAACGUUUGUACUACCAACAUUCUACUAUCAACGUUCGACUACCAACGUUCUACCACCAACAACACCACCAACACCACCACGCCUGUUCUACCACCUUAUUCUGCAAUGUCUUCUACUACCUCCGACGAUUGUGGGCCCGCUCCUGCUGAAGCUAUCUACCCUGAUCUUACUACUGCGUUUACUGCUAUCCAAGAGCACGCAAAAGCCAACGGUUAUGCCUUCUACAGACACGACAGGAAGCCCAAUAGAGCUGUCUUUCGCUGCGACCGCGCCGGUAAAUACGACUCCAAGGGCAAGAACCCCAAUACGGAUCCCUCAAAACAGCGAUCCAGUAGUGGCUCCAAGAAGUGCGGCUGUAAGAUGGGUGUUGAGUUGCGCCUAGAUCACAUAUCGGGCAAUUGGAGUCUCAAGGUACUUGAGGCUACACACAAUCACCCGAGAUCAGCAGAUCCCAAGGUCCAUCCUGCCCACCGAAUUGCGGCUCUGGCGCCACACAUCCAUACCGUAAUCUGUGCCCUAGGACGCGCUGGCCUGUCGACGAGGCAGAUCGUGUCGACGCUCCAGAAGGAGUUUCCAGAGGCCUUGUUGACGCCAAAGGACGUGUCAAAUAUAGUCCAAAAGGCAAAGCUUAAAGACCGAGAGGACAAGAAGACUUCAACAUGAUAGCGAGUGGAGUUGGAGGUAGUAUUACCUAUCUAGUCCCUUCCAAUUCCCCCUUUUAUUUACCUGCCUUCCUACCUACGUACCUAAGGUACCUCCUAACUAAUUACCUACUACAGGAGCUUCAAAGUAGAGACUUUUAACCCUCGAUUCUCCCACACCACAUGUCUAUUAUAUAUAGAGAUGGGUAAUUAAUUACCUACCUACCUACCUAUCCAUUCACAGUAGGUAGCGAACUAUCUCCACGGUAGAUCAUACAACAACCCCCCCCAUAGCUGAGGUUUGGACAGCAACAAGGGGAGAAACAAUCCCAAAACCCUAGCUGCACGUGCAGAACCACCGCGCCGCUGGAAUUCGAC
This is a messenger RNA of Amorphotheca resinae ATCC 22711, 1171 nucleotides long. RefSeq lists its product as hypothetical. The record is from RefSeq and is a predicted model, not a curated record. The transcript has a single exon. Lineage: Eukaryota; Fungi; Ascomycota; Leotiomycetes; Helotiales; Amorphothecaceae. The coding region runs from base 258 to 815 and encodes 185 amino acids.